AUGUACAAAUCCCGAAUUCUGCGUCGGCUCCAAAGCUGUCCCAAGACAUAUAUCAGUUCGAGAUGCGCCUAUGCUACUACCUCCUACAGUACACCUGCGCCAUUUGCCUCCCGGUUGACUGAAGAAGAUAUAAAUCAAGCCAGGACAUAUUGUUCCAAUCUUAUCCAAAAGUUUGAUUCGCCAUCGUAUACUCUUCAAACCUUUAUUCCUCCCUCAACAAAAGAUGCCUACCUUUCAAUUCGUGCUCUCAAUAUUGAAUUAGCUCGUAUACCAGAUAUUGUAUCAAAUCCAACAGUAGGGGCAUUGCGCAUGCAGUUCUGGCGAGACAAUUUGAACCGAACAUUUGCGAAUACACCUCCGAAAGAACCUGUCGCCAUUCUCCUACAUCAUGCGCUCACGUCUCUUCAAUCGCGAUAUGAUGGAAUCAGCACAAGUGUGAUGAAGGGUUGGUUUAUGAAAGUGAUCAAUACAAGGGAACAAUAUAUGGAUAAUCGGCCUUAUACAAACAUGGAUGCGCUUGAGAUGUACGCGGAGAAUACAUAUUCAACAUUAAUGUACUUGACUUUAGCAGCUUUACCUCUAAAAUCUAUGGCAGCCGAUCAUGUCGCGAGUCAUAUCGGUAAAGCGGCUGGAAUUGCUGCGGUUUUGAGAGGUUUGCCACUCAUAGCAUUUCCACCACCACCAAAUCAUCAUAGCAACAAUGCAGCUUUUGGUGGCGCUCUGGGUGGCAAUGGUGGUGGGCGACAAGGAGCAGUUGUUUUACCAUUAGAUGUCAUGGCCGAAACUGGUGUUAAAGAGGAGGAUGUAUUGAGGCAUGGCGCAGAAGCUCCUGGUUUGAAAGAUGCUAUUUUCACAGUGGCGACCAGAGCAAAUGAUCAUUUGAUUACUGCCAGGGAGAUGUUGAAGAACCUCCAAGCGGGUAAAGAUGCAGGUCACGAGUUUGAGCAUCAAGAUGAGGAUGGUCACUACUAUGCAGAAGGUGAUAACACCCAAGUCAGUGAUAUAGAGAGAGGAUUUGGUGUAUUUAUGCAGGCAGUUCCUACGAGAUUAUGGCUGGAAAGGCUGGAACAACUCGAUUUUGAUGUAUUCAGGCCAGAACUGAGGGCAAGAGAAUGGAAGUUGCCAUACAAGGCAUACUGGGCGUAUACUAGACGAAAUCUUUGAUGUAAUAGAAUUGAUAAUCAAGAUGUCUAGCCAAAAAUGCUAGCUAGUCUGUCUCGCUACAUCGAAGUCUGUAGCAUAAUGAUCACACGUAUUGAAGUUCCAGCUAUUUGAAGAUCCCAUGGAUCCAAUUCAUAUUCUCAUUACCGUCAAAAACUCCUGCAAUGCGGUUCUAAAGCCCAAUUUUCGAUACGAACACCGAAUUCUGAUUUCAACCCUGAUUAUGUACGUUCAUCAAGAACUUUGUCCUCCAAUGCGUCAACAAACUGUCCAUACACAGCCAUUUCAUAUCAACGCCCAGUCUCGAUUCAUCAUCCACCAGGUGAUCACGAACUUUCUAAUUUUCCAUGUCCAACACCACACCAUCAAUACCUCCACCCUACCCCAAUUCUUUCACUCCCCGGCCCAUAUCUCGCAUCCCUUUCUCCGCACCUUCUUCCUGCAUACAAAAUCCCAUUGUUCCUACACUCCGAAGAACAAUACCCAUUGACAUAUUUCGGCCGAAUAUUCCAGCGAUUCGGUAAACAUUCAUUCGGAAGUUCGAACGGUAAACCCGGUCGUGCUAAUUCUCGUGGAUCAUUGAUGCGUGCUAACUGUGCAAAGAGAAGGUAACAGUUGGGUCCUGCGUGGAGAGUGCGGUGGCCGCAAAGGGGCUCUAUGCUCCAGUAAUUGCACAUUUGAUUGGUUUUAGUUCAGACGAGAGAUUUAACAAGUAUGAAUCUGGGAGCUUAGAACUAAGAGCUAGAUGAAUUGUGGAUGAUGGUCGAUUCGAACAGGAAGGGAGGGAGAUCAAUUAUGACACCUGCAAUACAAAAACUUGUUCAAAAAAGGACUUCGGGAUACGAAGCUACAAGUAGUAUACUUAUACCGGAAACACAAGCUCUCUCAGUGUUCUCCUAUAGCUCAAGAUUCCCAUCAUUGAUCAAUGUGACACACUUGCUCUUCACAAUAUGAGUCUUCAUUUGCUGUACGCAAAGAAUGCUCUUCGCUGUAAGGCGGGCCAUCAUCCCCGGUU
Botrytis byssoidea is the source of this 2176-nucleotide messenger RNA. RefSeq lists its product as uncharacterized. The coding region runs from base 1 to 1164 and encodes 387 amino acids. Lineage: Eukaryota; Fungi; Ascomycota; Leotiomycetes; Helotiales; Sclerotiniaceae. Gene Ontology annotation, cellular component: mitochondrion. The record is from RefSeq and is a predicted model, not a curated record. Gene Ontology annotation, biological process: mitochondrial respiratory chain complex I assembly; biosynthetic process. The transcript is spliced from 2 exons.